UAUUAAACAAAUGGAAAUAAUUAGUAAUCAAUCGCACCGCACUUGAAAAGACGUGUAAUACUGUGAAAGAGUGUACCUACCUACCAACAAUUAAAAGUUAUGGAAUUAUUUAUUAAAACAGAAAUAAAGGCCAUCGUGGCCGAAGGUGCGUUCGGUAAAAAUUGUAACUUAGUGUCGUUCAACGAGUAUAAUGAUAUUAUUGAAAAAAAAGAAUGGAAAUACAAAGCAAUAUUUGGAGACAUUGUCACAUCAGACGAUAUACGUUACUCCGUUUUGAUCAAGUUAAAAAAUCGCGAUCAAACAAUACGCGAAUCUAGUGAAUGCGAUACACUAUUCCAAAACGAAUUAAACUUCUAUGAAAAGAUCAUGCCAUUUUUAUUAGAGUGUCGUGGGCCGUUGGUAAAUAAUGGCAAUGCUCUAUCCUUACCACGGUUUUUUUAUGGUCGUAACAACGGCGGCGAAUUAGCGGAAAAGGAUUUACUUAUUUUCGAAAAUGUCAAUACCUUAUGCUACCAUUUUACUGAAGAUCAAAUAUUCCUGGACAACGAUCAUUUAAUCAUUGCACUUCAGGCUAUUGCAAAGUUUCACGGGCUGUCGUACAUAGCCAAACACAAAAACCCCAGCAGGUUCCAGGACAUGAUCGCCGACAUCCAUGACCUGCAGUUCGACGGGAACGGCCACUGGACGGCCCAGAACGACAUGCUGAAGAGGAUGGGCAAACGCGGUGUCGACCGGCUGUUGGAGCGCGACGGGGGACGGUACCGCGACCACGAGCAGUUGCGCCGCUUGAACAGGCUGUUCGACGACGCCACCGGCACGCUGCGGCGGGCCAUGCGCAGGCGCGAACCGCUGUCCGUCGUGUGCCACGGACAGUACGGCCGCGGCAGCGUCAUGUUCCAGUACGACGACUGCGGGCGCCCGUCCGACGCGCUCAUCAUGGACUUCUUCGAAACGCGUUACGGGUCGCCCGCGCUGGACCUGUCCAUGUUCCUGUUCACGACCACCACGCAAAAGGUGCGCGAGACGCACUGGGACGACCUGCUGAACGCGUACUGCGCCGCGCUAACCGCCGCCGUCCCGCCCGGCGUCCGGUUCCCGAACCGCGCCGAACUGGACUCCGAGAUGGCCACGUCCGCCAUCGUCGGGUUCGUGGAAGCGUCGUUCAUUUUGCCGUACAAGUUGCGGGACAACAGCGACCCGCUGUUGGACGCAGUGGCCACCAGUGACGACCCGGUUGACUAUUUCCUGGCGUUGGGCGGUGACGAGUGCACCAACAUAUUGGCCGACCUUGUACAGCACAUGGUCGACAUGGCAUAUACGCAGCCUUCUGAUGCACUCUGGCAAUAGUAUUUAAGUGGCCUUGUAAUGCACUCUGGCAAUAGUAUUUAAGUAAAAGUGUUCAAAUAACUUUAAGUUCUCAAGACAGCGGUUCUCAACCUUGAGCGCGACACUAACAUUUUUAAUCGAACUUUUAGCGAACCCCAAGCCCCCCCCCCUCGCCCUUAAAAAACACAAUUGCAAACAAAACUUUCAUUUCUUUACAGGAAAUCGGUAAAUAUAUACGUAUUUAUCUGUGCUCAAAUACGUGAACAAAAAAAAUGUAUACUUACAUUCGCAACUAACCAAAACUCCGAUGAGGACGCAUCGAGACUCGUGGUUAUUUAUAAGACUAAUUUAAAAUUAUUUUCUUCCUCAAUCAUUUUACUAUCAGACUGUUUCAAGAAUUAAAAAAAAAAAAAAAAAAAAAAAAAUGGUAUAAUAUAAUUUAUGUGUAAGUAGCGCUUUUGAGACUCACCUUAAAUACCUCUACGACCCUAACGUGGUCGCCAACCAAGGUUGGACACUGCUCGAUUAAAAUGUAAAUACUCUAAACACUUCUGAAGAAAGUGCCUACACAUUUCUCACGAAUUAUCAAUCUGUAUGUAAAACAAAACACCUAAUGAUUUCCCAUGUUUUUCUUAUUUUGUAGAAGUAGAUACCUAUUUACUAUGUAUCUUAACCC
Messenger RNA from Myzus persicae (green peach aphid), 2002 nucleotides. RefSeq lists its product as uncharacterized. The transcript is spliced from 2 exons. Lineage: Eukaryota; Metazoa; Arthropoda; Insecta; Hemiptera; Aphididae. The record is from RefSeq and is a predicted model, not a curated record. The coding region runs from base 100 to 1347 and encodes 415 amino acids.